This is a messenger RNA of Trichobilharzia szidati, 423 nucleotides long. NCBI's taxonomy places the organism in Eukaryota, Metazoa, Platyhelminthes, Trematoda, Strigeidida, Schistosomatidae. The record is from the annotation of a GenBank genome assembly.
AUGGCGGACUCAUUUUAUCUUCGUUAUUACGUCGGACAUAAAGGAAAGUUUGGGCACGAGUUCUUGGAAUUUGAAUUCAGACCUGAAGGAAAAUUGAGGUACGCGAAUAACUCCAAUUACAAGAAUGACACAAUGAUACGGAAAGAAGCAUAUGUAAGUAAAUCAGUGAUGGAAGAGCUGAAAAGAAUUGUGCUGGAGAGUGAUAUAAUGACAGAGGAUGAUGCAGCGUGGCCUGUUCCAGAUAGAGUUGGUCGUCAGGAGCUCGAGAUUGUGUGUGGAGACGAACACAUCUCAUUUACAACUUCUAAAAUAGGAUCCUUAAUUGACAUUACCAACAGCAAGACAUAUUACUACCUCGUUCAAGAUCUCAAAUGUUUGGUGUUUUCAUUGAUUGGGCUGCAUUUCAAAAUAAAACCUAUCUAA